Oncorhynchus mykiss (rainbow trout) is the source of this 3173-nucleotide messenger RNA. Lineage: Eukaryota; Metazoa; Chordata; Actinopteri; Salmoniformes; Salmonidae. The record is from RefSeq and is a predicted model, not a curated record.
GAGGCACAGAGUUUCAAAAACCAGAGACGCAACAUUGCGAGACUUCGUGGAACGUUUACCUAAAUUGCAACAUUAAAACAUCUAAACACAUUCCCAUGACUGUCAUAUAAGUUCAAAUGAACUAGUCUAUGCCUACUGUGACCAGAGACAAUAUGGGAGUGACUGAGAUGAGGUAUGGAAAGUGAAACUUAAGGAAAGGGAUAGCCUCACUUAGCCAGUCCCAUGACUGCUGAAACUCUUCACUAGGAAAGACAUCACAUCCUAGACAGAGCACAGCACACCAUGGGUGUCCAGGGAUUUCCCAGUGUUGCAGUGCUGCAGAACAGAUGCAGCCAGACACUCUGGAUCAGCCGCCAGGGUGCCCGGCAUCAGAACAUUCCAGGCAUUCCCGUGAUUGGCAGAUAGCAGGUUGAUUGACAUGUCAGACACCGCGAACACUGGGUACUGGCUCCAAGGUCAGUGCAGCUUAAGGUGUUUUUGGAGACCUUGGGUGUGCCCAGUCCACUUUGAGCGGUGUCUCACCUCAUCUGUGUCUUCCUGUGGCUGUCACCUGCUACUGGCUGAGGCAUGCCCCUCCCCCACCAGACCUGCAUAUCCUGCAGGCCCUGCUACUAGGUUUGGUGUACGGAGAGCUCUGCAGACAGAGGAAGAGCCAAAGAGAGUUCAUGGAGGGACCAGUGUUGGAGAGGGAGAGGGACAAGAGAGGGACAAGGAGUCUCAACCUGUGUGUGGCCCACGCCUACAGCCAGUGGCAGUGCUACCUGAAAGAAUGCCUUGACCUGAACCAACUGCUGUGCCUCCUGAGCCUCAGUGUGCCUGGUUUGGAUCAGAGUCAUGGAGGGGAUUAUGAUGCUUUUGAGGACCAGGUCUGCAAGUUCUUUAAGGCUCUGAGAGACUGCGACAUUGACCCCUUUGUGAUUGUAGAUGGGGGCUCCGACUACACCGACAAAAAGUUUGAAACAAAAAAAAACAGAGCUCUAUCAAGGAUCAACAGAGCGAAAAGCUUGUCCAUGGGGCUUCAGGGGAGCGGUGGUAUAUUACCAACCCUCAUCAAACAUGUCUUCAAACAGGUCCUCAUCAGCCUGAAUGUGCCGUACGCACAGUGCAUUUGUGAGGCAGACCAAGAUAUAGCCUCCCUGGCUCGAAGUUGGAACUGUCCAGUGCUGUCCAAUGACAGUGACUUUUAUAUCUUUGACAUCCAGGCAGGAUUUCUGCCCACCUCCCAUUUUCACUGGCAGAGAGUGUCUAUGCAACGCGGGAGCUCUAUAAGAUACAUUCCCUGCAAGCAGUACACCACAACAAGCUUCUGCAGACACUUCAACAUCAACAGACAGGUUCUCCCAGUCUUCGCUGCCAUGUUAGGAAACGACUACGUCAAGUUGCAUAACAUGGGUGUUUCCCUCAGGUGGGAAGAAUACACGUCAAUGGAAGGAAGGUUUGCCCGCUUCGACGGCUUGCUGAAUUGGCUGGCCCGCUUCCAUGGGCAGAAGGAUGCCUUGGACUCCGUGCUCAGGCUCAUCAGUCAUUGUAACAACAGACAGAAAACAGGUGCUGUCCUCCAUGGCCUCUCCCUGGGCAUAGAAGAGUACCAUCUUCCCCCUAGUUGCCUGGAGCGGUUCUUCAACGAUGGAGUGGGACCAGGGCCCGGCCGUCUCCCAGAGCCUCUGAGGGUCCUUCCAGACUGGACCCUGCUGCCAUUGAUGGAAGGUAGACUUCCCUCCUGCAUGGUAGACGUGCUGCUGCUGGGAAGGAUGAUGCAGGGUGCCCAGGUGGAAGAUCCCAGCUUGCCAUGUGGGAACAACACCUCUCGGUCCAUACGACAGGUACUCUACGGGCUGCUGCUGGGUGGGAGGAGGGCAGACCACAGCCGUCAGAGACCCCCAGUGGAUGAAGUGGAGGAGUAUUACAGGGAAGGCAAGAGCCUGACCAGCAGCAUGGUUGAAGCCAUCCUUCCCAGUGCUGCAGAACAUAUACAGCUAGACACUCUGCAUCAGGCUCCAAGGUUAGUGCAGCUUAAGGUGUUUUUGGAGACACUUGGUGUGUCCCAGUCCACUUUGAGCGGUGUCCCGCCUCAUCUGCGUCUUCCUGUGGCUGUCACCUGCUACUGGCUGAGGCACGCCCAUUCCCCUCCAGAACUCCCUGUCCUGCAGGCCCUGCUACUAGGAUUGGUGUAUGGAGAGCUCUGUAGAAAGAGAAAGAGCCAAAGAGGGUUUAUGGAGGGACCAGUGUUGGAGAGGCUGAGAGGGCUGAUUCAGAGAGGUAGAAGGAGCCUAGACCUGGGUGUGGCCCACGCCUACAGCCAGUGGCAGUGCUGCCUGAAAGAAAGCCUUCACCUCAACCAACUGCUGUGCUUCCCUCUAGACGAGCCUCAGUGUGCCUGGCUGUACAAGGGCACUCUGGUGCACCAGCUUGUGACCAAACUGAGAGGGGGGUUAACCCCGGAUUCUCUCCUGAUGGGAGACCUUGGCUCUGGACAGCUGUAUAGGGCCAUGCUGGGAGCCAUACUCAACUCCCAUGAUUCUCAUGAGGCAGCUGUCAUCCCAUUUGUGUCUGGGCUGCAGAGGGCCACACCUCCAUCCUUGACACAGCCACUGGACGAUCUGACGGCCCAUCUACACAUUCUGGCUCUGGAAUAUGAUGAUGAUGAUGGUGCUGGAGGUGGGAGCAAGGCCAAGUCAGAGGACGAUCUGGGUUGGACUUUGGUCUCAGUGCGGACCCGGCACAAGAGCAAGGACAGAUUCAACCGAGCUAGGAAUCCAGAAUUCUCCCGGAAGCAGGGGCGGAUCGGCUGGGAAUAGGGAGGGACCAUUAUAUAACGGUUUAGAUAUAUAGACGUUCUGCUCAACUCUUCAAUGUUUUUAUUGUUCUUGUGUGUACCUAUUAUGACUUAAUUUACAUUUUAUUAGCAUGAACUAUAAUAGAAGUUAUGAUAAGUUUGACUUUAUUUAAUAUGUUUUUAUUUCUUUGCUCUCUACUGUAAAAACUUAUUUUGGUCUUUGAAAAUAGCUCUAUAAAUCCCAUUUAUUGUUACGAUUAUAUUACUGCUGCUCUUGAAAUAUUUUAUCAUCAAAAUGAAAAAUAACAUUUAAACCAGCUAUUCUUGAGAAUGAUUGGCUAUACACACUAAAGUAUAUCUCUGCUUUGACAGUAUAUUUUAAAUUAAAUUCUUAUUC